AACCGUGGCUCCUGAGAAAAGAAAAGAAGUUGGAUUCAGAGGUAUUUGGUUUGUUUAUACACAUUAAAAGAACAAGAGGAACAAGACUAGAUUUAAAAAAGCGAUGGAUUAAUGCGUAGACGUCCCUGUAAACUACUUUCUGAAGUCGAGAGAUACAUUUCUGUCCAGGAAGGUAAACAACGACAAAUUUAAUCCGUCACUUUUAGAUUAGAAGUCAAACAGUCUAACCGAACACUUGUGACCGAGGUAAGUUAACAUAUACACGGCUUUGUUUUUUCUGGACCUCGCUGGAAAAACGUUUUUACUACACAGAUGAGGCUUUUUUUCUAUCCGAAGUGAUGCAGAAAACGAGCUACAACCGAGUCCCUCAAAACAAGCUUUUCCUCCGCUGUGUACAAAACACGUCGACCUCGAUGCGCUGAGAGAAGAGCAGUUUCACAAACUUUGCCUUUAGUUGUAAACAUCUGGAGAGGAAGUGCGUUUCGGUUUCGGUUUCGGUUAUGCGCACGUGCUACUGAGAGACGUCAGUGAGAAACACACGUGUUUAUAAGAAGGUUUGAAAUGCCUGCAGCAUGGCUUGCGCUCACCAAUCUGCUGAAGAGUACCUCGAAAAAAACAGGAAAACACUACUGACUCAAAUGAAAAACCUUUCUCUGAUCAUUGAUAAUCUUUAUCAGGAGAAUAUCUUCUGUGAUGAUGAGGUCAAUGCUCUGAAAGCUGACAGGACUGAGUUUGAACAAGCCAGAUGUUUAUUAGACAUGGUCAUUAACAAAGGUGAAGAGGCCAGCUAUGAAUUUCUCCGGAUUCUGGAUGUCACUAAGAAGAGGACAUUAGAUCCUGAUUUACACUACUGGAUCAGCUGCUUUUCCUUCAGAGAUGAAGAUACAGAGGCCAGCUAUUCAUUCAGUACAAAGCCCUGUCACAUCUAUCAGAAACAGCUCAAGGAGAAAGCAGAAAGUAUUCUGAAGAACCAAAGUUUCUGUAAAUAUUUGGACGACAAGGUACAGAAACAUACCUCUGCUUUUAAAGACUGA
Molecule: messenger RNA, 1034 nt
Organism: Puntigrus tetrazona (Sumatra barb)
Lineage: Eukaryota; Metazoa; Chordata; Actinopteri; Cypriniformes; Cyprinidae
Product: nucleotide-binding oligomerization domain-containing protein 1-like
Exons: 3
Coding region: 573-1034 (153 amino acids)
Biological process (GO): regulation of apoptotic process
Source: RefSeq, a predicted model, not a curated record